UGGCUAAAUUCACCGUUUAGUUUGCCCAACAGUAGUAGGAAAUAGGAAUGGCAUUCAGAGCCGCUGUACUUCGCCACAUUCGGUUGCCUGUUCAAACCCUAAAGCCAACUGCUUCAAGAGCUCCGUCGCAAUGGAGUCUCCUCCGGCUAUUCUCAUCGCACGACGAUCACCUUACUAAAGAAGAAGUAAUCGACAGAGUCCUCGACGUUGUCAAAAGCUUCCCCAAAGUCGAUCCUUCCAAGGUGACACCUGAUGUUCAUUUCCAGAAAGAUUUAGGGUUAGAUAGCUUGGACAAUGUGGAGAUUGUCAUGGCUUUAGAGGAAGAGUUCAAGCUGGAAAUUCCAGAUAAGGAAGCUGACAAAAUCGACUCAUGCAAUCUUGCUAUCGAGUACAUAUACAACCAUCCAAUGGCUGGUUAAUAACAGCAAGGGUGUUUUCUUGUUUGAAUUUCAUUUGGAAAGAAGGAUGAUAUUCUGCUCUGUUCUUGUUCGACAUUUUAGGCAUUUUGUAUGAAUUUUACUCUUCAUAAUGGGAUUUUAAGACUGAUGAUCUGAAACUGUUUGGCGGGGGUACUACCUGAACUUAUUUCUACUCCAAGCAGCAACAGGUUUCGAGUUUUCAACUUGCAAUAAACAUCCUGUAUUGCAUGGAUGUUAUCUUACCUUUCAAA
Messenger RNA from Gossypium raimondii (Peruvian cotton), 670 nucleotides. Its product is annotated as acyl carrier protein 1, mitochondrial. Lineage: Eukaryota; Viridiplantae; Streptophyta; Magnoliopsida; Malvales; Malvaceae. Gene Ontology annotation, biological process: fatty acid biosynthetic process. The record is from RefSeq and is a predicted model, not a curated record. Gene Ontology annotation, molecular function: acyl carrier activity; acyl binding. Bases 48 to 419 code for a protein of 123 amino acids. The transcript is spliced from 2 exons. Gene Ontology annotation, cellular component: mitochondrion.